This is a messenger RNA of Necator americanus (New World hookworm), 1098 nucleotides long. RefSeq lists its product as uncharacterized. Bases 1 to 1098 code for a protein of 365 amino acids. The record is from RefSeq and is a predicted model, not a curated record. The transcript is spliced from 10 exons. Lineage: Eukaryota; Metazoa; Nematoda; Chromadorea; Rhabditida; Ancylostomatidae. Gene Ontology annotation, biological process: lipid metabolic process.
AUGUGGUAUCCGCUUACUCUUUUAUUCGUCACUCUAGCCACUUGUUCCGAAUAUACGGGCAUUCAAAAUUACACGGAUGAUUUCGCCAGGAAUAUAAUGUUCCCAUUGAGUGCUGCAGUGUACACAUAUUCGACGAAAUGUGUGAAUUCUAAAGUAGACAAUAAAAGUGAAAUCACUGGUUAUACAGUGGAUUGUGGAAAUCAAAUGAAGUGCUCUAUAUUUGUUGCCGUUCUACAUAGUCAUAACGCCGUCGCCCUAGCGUUCAGUGCAAGAUUUUUACGAGAAAUGAACUAUCAGCAAGAAUUAACCGAGAUACUCAAUGAACUGAAGGAGGUGAAAUCAGGAAGAGUGUCCAAGUAUUUUUACGAUGCUUUCAAGAAAUUACCCCAAGAUGCGUUUUUGAAUUACUUUGGGGAAAAAUCAGAGUACAAAGAUUAUGAAGUUUGGAUAACUGGAUAUUCGCAUGGAGGUGCUCUGGCAACUUUAGCUGCUGCCCAUUUUGUUGCCAACUAUCCACAAAAAAUUCUGAAGUUGGUCACGUUUGGUCAACCUAUGGUGGCCGGCGCUGUUUACGCAAGAUAUCUUACUCUAAAGCUAAAAUAUGGAUAUCAUGUUGUUCGCGAAAAAGAUCUGAUGCCCUUCAUUCCAGUUCGUAUGGACUACUAUCCAAUAGGACAAAAGGUUUACUAUAAUUUGUCCAUGGCUCCUGAUCAGUUUAUACUUUGCAAAGGUCAGAAGGACCCAAGAUGUGGAAGCAGAAAAAAUUCCAGUUUGACUAAUCACUACCAAUAUUUUGGAGAAAACACGUGUCCAUAUGGAUGUUCAACAUUUGAUACUUCAAAAUUAAUCAAUUUAUCAUGGCAAUGGAAACACAAACGAAAUCAAGGAAGAGGUUCUGGGAAGCUCAUCACAGAGUUGUCUCAGGACGCAAAUGUUUUGCUGGUACUCAAAUGGUUUUUGGCUUGGAUCUGUGGCGACGAGUAUAUCGGUGAAACGGCACGACCGCUGUAUGUCCGCAUCAAAGAGCAUUCUCGUAACCUAUUCUUGCCACGUGAGCAGCACGUGGCAAGAAUAGGUUACGAGAAUGGACACCUUUAG